AAAAAAAUAAGAAGAUCAAUCUCCUUAUAGAAUUUCGUAGAUAUUUUUCUCCGCCUAUGACGUUAAUUACGCUUCCUACGUAGCUUAUAUAUAUACCUCAGGAUUGCAUUUCUUUAUUUGAUAUCGAGUGAAUUAGUUUGGUUUUUGGGUGGUGGUCAUAAAAUGGCAGCUGAAAAUCAAGAACCAUUGUUGGAGAAAAUAUAUUACGAUAAUUGUCCUGGUUGUAAAGUUGAUCGAAUGAAAGAGACCAAACUUGGGAUUCCUUACAAAGAACUUUCCUUCAUAUGGAUUGUUGUAUUAUGCACUGCUUUGCCAAUAUCAUCCCUCUUUCCAUUUCUAUACUUCAUGAUAAGAGAUUUCCAUAUUGCGAAGAAAGUUGAAGAUAUUGGAUACUAUGCAGGAUAUGUAGGGUCUGCGUUUAUGUUUGGAAGAGUUUUGACUUCUGUUUUCUGGGGAGUUGUAGCGGAUCGAUAUGGUCGAAAACCUGUUAUAAUGUUUGGUACUUUUUCAGUGGUUAUCUUCAACACUCUAUUUGGUCUCAGUACAAACUUUUGGAUGGCAAUUGCUACUAGGUUUCUUCUUGGAUGCUUUAAUGGUCUACUUGGUCCAAUGAAGGCAUAUGCGUGUGAAGUUUGCCGAGAUGAAUAUCAAGCUUUGUCAUUGUCGCUUGUUAGUACCGCAAAGGGAGUAGGGCUAAUCCUUGGUCCCGCACUUGGAGGGUUUUUAGCACAGCCUGCAGACAAGUAUCCAAGCUUAUUUCCUGAGGGAUCUCUCUUUGCAACAUUUCCAUAUUUCCUACCCUGUCUCUGUAUAUCAAUAUAUGCCGCGGCUGCAUGCAUAGCUUGUUUUUGGCUGCCGGAAACAUUACACAUGCAUGGUGAAUCGAGUGGGAAAGAAAAUAUAGAAGCAGCAAAUUCAAAAGAUGCUAAAGAAAGUCUUUGGACGAAUUGGCCAUUAAUAUCUUCAAUCAUUGUAUAUUGUGUUUUCUCACUCCAUGAAACAGCAUACUCAGAGAUAUUCUCGUUGUGGGCUGUUAGUCCUAGAAAUCUUGGAGGAUUGAGCUUUACCACUGAGAACGUUGGCGAAGUUCUUGCAAUCACAGGUUUCAGUCUUCUAGCGUUUCAAAUUUUUCUGUAUCCGGUUGUUGAGAAGAUUUUUGGACACAUAAAGAUAACUCGUGUUGCAGCGAUUUUAUCUGUACCAUUGUUAACAAGUUACACACUAAUAGCAAAACUAUCUGGGAUCAGUCUCGCAAUAGCACUAAAUUUGGCAUCCCUGUUCAAGAAUGUUCUUUCUCUUGCCAUUAUCACUGGAAUGUUCAUCCUUCAAAACAGCGCAGUGCCUCAAAACCAAAGAGGAGCUGCCAAUGGUCUGUCAAUGACUGCGAUGUCUCUUUUUAAAGCGUUUGGUCCAGCUGGUGGUGGUGUUCUGUUUUCGUGGUCACAAACGCGCAUGGAUGCUUCAUUUCUUCCUGGCACUCAGAUGGUUUUUUUCAUCCUAAAUGUGGUUGAGGUGAUAGGAUUACUAAUGACCUUCAAACCGUUUCUGACGUUUCGACAAAAUCUUUGAUAGUGUUUAUCUAUGCACACUGUCUGUGAAGAUGACAGAAGUAUUACUGCGUCGGUUAUACAUUUUAUGCUAAGAGCGCACCAUUAAGGAUUGGUUUAUGUGUAUGGCGUCUGUGAUCUACGAUGAUCAGUUAAAAUAAAUAGUUGAGGACAUCCUCAUCCAAAAUAAGAUUUGUGCAGACAUGUAUGUCCACUGUAAAACCGUUAUUGUAUUGAUUAAGAGUGCAGAACUACAUUAUGCAUGUCAAAUUAUAAAUGUCAAUAAACAUUCCAUCAUGUUUGCUAUUCAAGUCUGUUCCGCUAUUCU
Molecule: messenger RNA, 1875 nt
Organism: Papaver somniferum (opium poppy)
Lineage: Eukaryota; Viridiplantae; Streptophyta; Magnoliopsida; Ranunculales; Papaveraceae
Product: protein ZINC INDUCED FACILITATOR 1-like
Exons: 16
Coding region: 163-1569 (468 amino acids)
Biological process (GO): transmembrane transport
Molecular function (GO): transmembrane transporter activity
Source: RefSeq, a predicted model, not a curated record